Molecule: messenger RNA, 243 nt
Organism: Thermothielavioides terrestris NRRL 8126
Lineage: Eukaryota; Fungi; Ascomycota; Sordariomycetes; Sordariales; Chaetomiaceae
Exons: 1
Source: RefSeq, a predicted model, not a curated record
AAAACAAAGCGAAGCAAAACGUACAGCACCGGGGAUUCGCUGGUCGUCACCGACCCAACUACUAAUCCGGCGGUUGGUAGCUUAUCUAGGGGAGAGCGGACGGGAUCCCGAGUUCUCUACCACCUAUGGCCGUACAUGUCUGGGUCUGUAAAAUAUCCGGAAUAUAAAGAGUGGUUGCACUAUGGGUGUCGACGAAGUUACAAAGCAGUUGACGAUGGUGAUUAUGGCCUUGCGGAGUUCUGA